CUAAUCCCAAGGAAGCACUGUGUCGGGCUUAUGGAGGUUUAAUUAUCGGUAAAGGAAGCACUUAACUGUAUAACUUUGACAAAGAAGCACUUCACCAAGGAUGAAGAGGAAUGAAUCGGUCAAACAGAAUGAUUUGGGUCAGCGUUGAUUUCUCUCGCCGAUUCUGGGCCUAAAGAUGUGCUGUCAAAGGCCAACGACUUCCUUAGAUCAUGUGAUUAAUCAUGAUAUCGUCUUCCCGAAAGAAUAAGACAUCGCUCGGUGUUGCUUGCUUGCUUUUGAAGUCCACACCGUCGAGCCUACGUAAGUUUUCCCAUCGCCACCUCUUACGUCCGAAUGCGCUCCUCCACGAUGGCCAAACGCCUCCGUCUCCGCUUGUCCCGUGUGCUACCCUCCGGCUUCCGCUUCAAGGGCAACGGCGCCGCUUCCUCGCUCGUGAGCUCCGACAUCGACUUCCCUGCGCCCCCGCCUCCCCUCCCCCGGCGCCUCCACCCUCCACUCGUCUCUGCCUCCUGCUGCCUCCCCUCCCGCCGCCGCUCGCUGCCCGAAGCCGUCCCCCCGCUGACGAUGGAUUCGCCUGCUUACCUGUGGCGGAAGGAGGAGAAGUGGUGGCACGUCGUGGCCUGCGCCGCCGACGACGAAGGCCACUCUCCCUCCACUCCUCGCCAGAAGAUUGACUCCGAUGAUGGGAUCUUCCCCCCGCUGCCCACGCGGCGGCGGGGAGCGGAGCUCCGCUGGGGGAGCCAGCGGAAAGUGGCGUCGAGGAGGAGGACCUCGCUGCGGCGACUUCCGCGGGGCGGAAGCAACUCCUCGGCCGACACCGACAGCGGAUGGUUCAGCAGCGAGGAGGAAACAGGGACGCUGAUGUCGACGACGGACGUGGAGUCCUCGGACAACGUGAUACGGCGGCGACGGAGGAGAAAGAGCUUCGGGUGCGGCGGGGGGAGGAGGAGCUGGCCGUCGCCGGAGGGCUGGCCAGCGGUGGGGAGGCUGAUCCCCUGCACCGCGCCGGCGGUGAGGGAGAGCUUCGCGGUAGUAAAGCUGUCGGAGAAUCCGAAGGAGGACUUUCGGCGCUCGAUGGCGGAGAUGGUAGUGGAGAAGGAGAUCUUCGACGCGCGAGGGCUGGAGCAGCUGCUUCGCUGCUUUCUGUCCCUGAACUCCCGUCACCACCAUGCCGCCAUCGUCGCCGCUUUUAAUGACAUCUGGGACGCCCUCUUCCCGCCGCCGGCUGAUGCCGCCGGCGCCGCCCGCCGCUGCUCAACCCCGCAGUCAACGUUAUGGUAAAGGAGGAAGUUUGAGGUAUCAGAAUAAUAUGCGUGUGUUGUUGGUGUGGUUGUGGGCUUGUCACAGUGCUGCCAGUGUGGGGAUGCAUGCGGAGGAAGACAACAGUAUUGGAUUCCGUAAAUGAGUUGCGAAUGAGUACAUUUCUUGUUGCA
This is a messenger RNA of Musa acuminata subsp. malaccensis (wild Malaysian banana), 1433 nucleotides long. Its product is annotated as transcription repressor OFP7-like. The record is from RefSeq and is a predicted model, not a curated record. Gene Ontology annotation, biological process: negative regulation of DNA-templated transcription. Lineage: Eukaryota; Viridiplantae; Streptophyta; Magnoliopsida; Zingiberales; Musaceae.